AAUACCACUAUCAUAUAAGUCACUGGUGAUUGUCACCGAAAACGCACCUAAGUGUCUCGAUACUUGCAUCCAUUGAUGACAUUUUUAGUAAAAUCAAAGGUUUUUCUUCAGUUUCCGCUGAAGAAUGUAAUGAUAUACCGUCAUGCAUUGCUUAAAACAAAUAGUAGGCAAUUUGCUUCGACCGCGAACAGAGAUCGGUUGGACUUAGAGGCCAUCUGUAGGAGCGGACAUAUCCCGAAGAGAUUUAAUUUUGCUCGCGAUGUAUUCGACAGACAUGUUGUAGAGAGACCGUCUGCUACAGCUCUGUGGUUCGACAAUGAUACAUCAGAGCAUAAAUUCACCUUUUCGGAAUUGAAGAGGGAAUCAGUUCGAGCAGCUGUGGCAUUGGGAAAUAUUUUAGAAUUGUCGGAACAGUCUAAAUGUCAUACAUCUCCAUACAUUCUAGUAAUUCUACCGCGAGUUCCAGAAUGGUGGUUCCUACAUCUAGCAGCAAUUCGCAUGGGAAUAAUUUUCUGUCCAGGAACGACUAUGCUAACUUCGCAAGAUAUACAAUAUCGUCUAGAAGCAUCCCAAGCAAAGGCGGUGAUUACCGACUCAAAAAAUAUGUGGAAAAUAGACGAAGCUGUUAAGGGACUGAAAGAAUCCAGUUCCUUCUCGCCACCCCUUUUGAGGAAAAUUACCGUUUCACCGUCUCAUGGCGACUUGCAAAACGAUUGGCUCAAUUACGAUGAUUUAAUUAGCAAAGUGAAUGCCGAUCAAGUUACCGAUUUUAACGAUGCAGACAUGGACAGCGAAUCAAUAGCACAGAUUUAUUUCACUUCUGGAACAACCGGAAAACCAAAAAUGGUGGCACACUCGCAGGUAUCGUACGGAAUCGGUCAUUACAAGACUUCGGCAUUAUUGGAUCUAAAGCCGAAUGACGUUAAUUGGUGCAUAGCAGACACUGGCUGGGCAAAAUCGUCAUAUUCGAAUUUCUUUGCGCCUUGGAUCACUGGUUGCACAGUUUACAUUCAUCAGAUGGAACGAUUUGAGGCUCGGAAAAUUUUGGAAGUUUUGCAUACAAAACCGAUCACCACUUUCUGCGCCCCACCAACAAUGUACAAAAGUUUGAUUCAAAUUCCCGACGAACACUUGUUUAGGUUUCACAGCAUUCGAUACUGUGUUGGGGGUGGUGAAGCUGUCGGUGCAGAGGUUGCCAAAGUGUGGAAGCAAAAAACAGGAAUUAUCCUGCACGAAUUGUACGGACAAUCAGAGAUGACUGCCAUAGGAGGAUGGGCACCCGCAAGAGAAGGAAGCAUGGGAAUUCCGAAUAAAGAUCCUGGCUACGAUGUCGUGAUUAUUGAUGACGAAGGAACUGAGGUUCCCCGAAACACGGAGGGAAAUAUCGCUUUACGCGUUAAACCGAAUUGGCCUGUCGGACUGUUCAAAGGCUACAUGAAAGGUGGACCGAACGGUCCCGAGUUCGAUAAGGAAAAGAAUGAUUCGUGUUUCAUUGGAGACUUUUACAACACCGGUGAUCGGGCGUACAUGGACAACGACGGAUCCAUUUUUUAUGUGGGCCGAUCAGAUGACGUUAUUAUUUCGGCUGGAUACCGAAUCGGUCCGGUUGAAGUAGAGAGUGUCCUGCAAACUCAUCCCGCAGUCGUUGAAAAUGCAGCCGUUGCCAGUCCAGACGAGGUGCGUGGAUCGAUUGUGAAAGCUUUUAUUGUACUCGCGGAGCAGUAUAAGAAUCACGAUCAGAAUCAAUUAGUCGAAGAACUGCAAGCGUUUUUCAAGCGUGCAACGGCCCCUUACAAAUACCCGAGGAAAAUUGAAUUCGUCGAAUCACUCCCGAAAACUAUUAGCGGAAAAAUUUUGAGAAGAGAACUGAAGAAGUCGGAGGAAGAGAAAUACAAGCAAAAAAAGAGAAACGAUUGAUGGGCGAGGGUGGUAGAGCAUCAAAAUGUAGUCUGUACUUAUUUUCGAACAAAUAAAUAUUUUCAG
Bradysia coprophila is the source of this 1983-nucleotide messenger RNA. RefSeq names its product acyl-coenzyme A synthetase ACSM3, mitochondrial-like. Lineage: Eukaryota; Metazoa; Arthropoda; Insecta; Diptera; Sciaridae. The record is from RefSeq and is a predicted model, not a curated record. Gene Ontology annotation, molecular function: fatty acid ligase activity; fatty-acyl-CoA synthase activity. Gene Ontology annotation, biological process: acyl-CoA metabolic process; fatty acid biosynthetic process.